AUGGCGCCUACUACUGGCGGCGCAAAGACUGUUGUCGCUCAUCGACACAAAAAGAACUCCAAAUCGGCGGAUGCGACACCGAAAAAGCCAGAGACGAAGACACUGAAGAGAAAAAGAGGACAGGAUGAGCUCGAGAAGCUGAAGGCUGCCAUUCAGGAGCUUGACCCAAAAUCGCCAAACCUCACUAAAUUCACCGACCUCCCUCUAUGCGCCGCGACCGCGUCCGGCCUCCGUGCCUCCCACUUCGAGGUUCUGACAGACAUCCAAAAAGCCGCCAUUCCCCUCGCUCUCAAGGGCCAUGAUAUCCUCGGCGCCGCCAAAACCGGCAGCGGCAAGACCCUCGCCUUCCUUGUCCCCGUCCUCGAGAAGCUCGUCCAAGCGCAGUGGACUGAAUACGACGGCCUCGGCGCUCUCAUCAUCUCCCCCACACGCGAGCUCGCCGUUCAGAUCUUCGAAGUGCUCCGCAAAAUCGGUCGUAACCACGUCUUCUCGGCAGGCUUGGUCAUCGGAGGCAAGUCGCUCAAGGAAGAAGCCGACAGACUCGGCAGGAUGAACAUCUUGGUGUGCACCCCCGGCCGUAUGCUUCAACACCUCGAUCAGACCGCUGGUUUCGACGUCAACAACCUCCAAAUGCUGGUUCUCGACGAAGCAGACAGAAUCAUGGACAUGGGGUUCCAGUCUGCAGUCGACGCGCUGGUCGAGCAUCUCCCCAAAACAAGACAAACGAUGUUGUUCUCGGCCACCCAGUCGAAACGUGUUUCCGACCUUGCGAGAUUGAGUCUCAAGGACCCAGAGUAUGUCUCGGCACACGAGGAAGCACCGACAGCCACCCCGACCAAUCUGCAGCAGAGCUAUAUUGUCACACCCCUUCCCGAGAAGUUGGACACGCUCUGGGGCUUUAUCCGAACGAAUCUGAAGAGCAAAAUGAUUGUCUUUUUCUCGUCGGGGAAACAAGUACGGUUUGUGUAUGAGAGCUUCAAGCGCAUGCAGCCUGGUAUCUCGCUGCUGCAUUUGCACGGCCGGCAAAAGCAGGUUGGGAGAAUGGAGAUUACCCGAAAAUUCACCUCUUCCAAGUACGCUUGUUUGUUCGCCACGGAUGUUGUCGCGAGAGGAGUUGAUUUUCCCGCUGUGGACUGGGUCGUGCAGGUAGACUGCCCUGAGGAUGCGGACACGUACAUUCACAGGGUGGGUAGAACAGCCAGAUACGAGAGCAAGGGUCGGGCGGUGCUGUUCUUGGAUCCGAGUGAAGAGAAGGGGUUUCUGUCCAGGCUCGAACAAAAAAAGAUUCCGAUCACAAAGGUCAAUGUUCGGGAGGGAAAGAAGACGAGCAUCAAGGGAGAGCUGCAAUCUCAGUGCUUCCAGUCGGCGGACUUGAAGUACCUCGGACAAAAGGCGUUUAUCACAUAUGUGAGAUCGAUUUACGUGCAAAAGGAUAAGGAUGUGUUCAAAUUCAGCAAGAUGGAUCUGGAUGGGUAUGCGGCCAGUCUGGGAUUGCCGGGUACGCCACAGGUGAAAUUCCAAAAGGGGGCGGAGGAGAUGAGACGGGCGAAUAAGCAGGCCAGCAGGAUGGCGUUUGAUGUUGGGUCGGACGACGACAGCAGCGACUAUGACGCCGAGGGCAAGCCGAAGAAGAAGGAGGUCAAGACCAAGUACCAGAAGAUGGCGGAGAGGCAGAACCAGGAUGUGCUGUCUAGUCAUUACCGGAAGCUGGUUGACGAGGGUGCGGAGGACGACGACGAGGACGAUGGGUUCUUGUCGGUCAAGAGAGUGUUGGGCGAUAAGGAGCUGGAUGAAACUGCUGAAGGAAUCAACGGGAAGGAGAUUGCGGGCGCAAAGGUGGUCAAGAUUGGUGAUCAGGAGAUCGUUAUCGACUCGAAGCGGGCGGAGAAGAAGCUCAUGUCCAAGGCCAAGGUGGCCAAGAUGAUGGGCAAGGGGCAGAAGCUCAUUUUCGACGAGGAGGGCAAUGCCCAGCCAUUGUAUGUCUUGCAGGGUCUGGAAGACUUCCAAAAGGAGGGAGAUGCGAAGGAGCUCAGGCAAAAGUUCGUCGAGGCCGAAGGGGAGAGGGUCAAGGAGGCGGAUGUGGAAGACAAGGAGUUGGCUAGGAAGAGGAGAAAGGAGAAGAGGGAUCGGGCCAAAGCUAGAGAGAGAGGUGAGGAGGUGGAGAGGGAGAGAGGUCCGAUUACUCAGCUUGAUAGCGGGGAUGAGAUGGAUGAGGACCCGUUGGCUUUGCUCAGGAGUCUUCCUAUUGCCGGUGGCGGUGGUGAGCAGUCUGAGGAGGAUGAGCCACCGAAGAAGAAGACAAAGAAGUGGUUCCAGAACGACUCUGACGUGGAAGACCAGCCCGAACGGAAAAAGAAGGCCUCCAGUGGUAAAAAGGUCAUCGAAAUGGGCUACGAGCCGGAUAACUUGCAGGACUUGGAAGCCCUGGCUGCCGGUCUUUUGGAGGACUAG
Molecule: messenger RNA, 2451 nt
Organism: Podospora anserina S mat+
Lineage: Eukaryota; Fungi; Ascomycota; Sordariomycetes; Sordariales; Podosporaceae
Exons: 2
Coding region: 1-2451 (816 amino acids)
Biological process (GO): rRNA processing
Cellular component (GO): nucleus
Molecular function (GO): ATP binding; nucleic acid binding
Source: RefSeq, a predicted model, not a curated record